CAAAAGAAACCAAAACCCCCAAAGGCCCAAACGGUCAUCCCUUCUCCUCUCUGCGCUCUCCCGAUUCGAAUUCAAUGGCCAAAGGCAGCGGCGGCUCGCCGGCGCCCCCUCGGGGCCAGGUCUACCUUCCCGAGUGGCGCCGCCUGUACGACCGCCUGCUGAAGAUGCUGCGCGAGGAGCACGCGCUGGCUGAGGAGCUCGCCAUCGAGCGCGCGCACCUCGCCGCCGAGCUCGAGCUCCAGCGCAUCGGCCGCCGCGGGCGCGAGGAGAUCUUCCAGGCCCGCAUCCAGCAGAUCUGGAGGGAGGAGGAGCUCAGGAAGAGGGUCGAGAAGGCCGAGAGGGAGGUGCUCAUCGGGGGCAAGGAUCUGGAGAGUCGCUGCUACCAGAAGCUCGUAGAAAUCACAGAUAGUGACGCAGAGGAAUUCAGAAGUGCUAUUGCUGCUUUGACAGCUGAAAAUUCUGAACUAAAGGCAAAACUGAAGGAGGUUGAAAGUCAGGCACAGCUUAAUGAGAACAGUGCGGAUCAUCAGCAAAGUGGAAAAGGUCUGCGGCUAGAGAUACGGAAACUGAAGCAAGCUUACAAGACUCUGAGCUCAGAGAAGGACAAGCAAAUUUCAGCAUUAAAUGCAGAAAAAGAUUUUGUGUGGAACCAGUUGAAGACCAUGGAGCGGGAUUAUAUGGUGACCAUUAAGAUCAAGAACAUAGAGGCCAAGCAAGCUACUGAUGCAGCACAAAAGCUUCUGAAGAAUGUAGAUGAACUGCAAGUGGCAGCCCAAAAGAAGGAUGAUGAAAUCGACAGACUCCAAGCAGAGGUGACCAGUGCCAAAGAGAAGAUGUUGCUUCUUGAGGAUGAGCUAAAACAAAUGCAUUCCUUGGUCAAGGGCAAAGAUGUUGAAAUCAGUAAAAAUAAAGAUCAUCAAUCUGAGAGCAGUCGAAAGUCGAAGAAGGAUAUUAACAAGACAAACAGAAAAUCUAAGUCAGAAGACCCUGUUUCAAAGGAAAAAUUAAGAACUUCACAGGUCACGCCAGACAGGAUAGAAGUGAAGACUUCCAGAACUCGUACAUCUGAGACUAGUCAAAAGCGCAAGCGUGGCUCUUCCUUAUCAUGUGGUUCCCGGCGAUGCUCCACUAGGCCGCCACAAGUUAAAGCUGCCGUGUCCCCUAUGCUCCUCCCGCCCAGCUUCACAGUUCCUAGACUGAAGACCCCAACCCCUCCCAAACUUGAUGUGUUUACACCCCUGCUGCCAUAAUCUGAUGUGCUGACAUUUGCAAUUGCUGAUACACACCCUGCUCUGAUAGUAUUUAGGUGAGGCUAAGCUUAUCCAUUGCUUCUCGUGGGCCUGGCUAUGUUGUGAGGCAGCAUGAUAUGGAUGAUGGACCGUGUUGUAACAUAUUUCUUCUCUCGUCUCCUUGUUGGGGGUGCUGUGCUAAUGGUGGGUUUCAUUGUUGUUUAUGUAAGCUUAUCACUUGCUGUUCGCCUGAUGGCUUUAACUUGAAGCCAUAAUUAUUGGAUGAUCAGCGGUGUUUGUAAUGUAGUUCUGAUCCAUCUUAUGAUUGUAUUUCCAAUGAAUGGAUGAUCGAUUAUGUUAUUUGUGCCAAUGCAUGAUGAUA
Messenger RNA from Panicum virgatum (switchgrass), 1611 nucleotides. Its product is annotated as TNFAIP3-interacting protein 3-like. The record is from RefSeq and is a predicted model, not a curated record. NCBI's taxonomy places the organism in Eukaryota, Viridiplantae, Streptophyta, Magnoliopsida, Poales, Poaceae. The transcript is spliced from 5 exons. Bases 75 to 1250 code for a protein of 391 amino acids.